CCCGCCGGGCGCCGCGCCGUUCGCCUCCCCGCCGGGACGGGAGCCCCUCCUCCUGCAGGCCGCGCCGUUCGCCUCCCCGCCGGGACGGGAGCCUCUUUUGAUAUGCCUCCGCAGAUCGCACACGAACUGACGGAACUGCCGGUCCGCCGCCACAACCACUACGCUAGGCGACCGCCGGGCGGCCGGCAGGGCUGUUGCCGCCGUCGCCUCGCGCGCGUGCGCACGGCGCGCCGCCAGUCCGUAGCGACGAACCCCUCGCUUCCUCUCCCUGCCUGCAUCCCUUCUGUGUUCUGUCACUCUGAUUUUGUAAGCAACAGGCACGGUUCUUCUCACUGUCCAGCAGGCUGCACUAUUGCAGAAGCAUACUUCGGCACCUAAAGUGUGUUAGUCAUAGAUAUGGAUAUUGUUGACCAUAAAAAAGAACCUAUCAACAAGAGCCCGGAGGUCAUGUCGUCGGAAGAGACUACAAACUCAGCAAGUCCUAUACAGCCUUCAGAUGUGCAGAUAGGAAUAACCAAUUCACGUCAUAGCAAACCAAGAAGAGCAAAUACAAAUAUUACACCACAAGAUUAUAUUUGCACAUUGGAUGAAAUUUCCAUUAUUAAUUCAAUCAUGUCCUUACCUGAAAAAACUAUGUUAGUGCACAUCAAUGAUGCAUUAUUAUCAAAUGCGGAGAUGAGGUGCCUUACGCAUGAUAAAGUGUUUUUGCGCGAUAAUGUAAUAAAUGCAUACAUAUACUGUAUAAGUGCCCAGGACCAUCUGCAAGAUAGAGCGGGUGGAAAGGUACAUAUUGCAAGCACGUUUGAGUCUUCCCUGCUAAAGAAAGAUGAGAUAGACCCGGCAACACAUCGCCACAUUGUAAAACAAUGAAUACUUUUUUGGCGCAUGACAUGGUAUUCCUUCCAGUUAACAUCGAAAAAUGCCAUUGGUAUCUAUCAGUAAUCAAUGCGAAGAAACGAGAGAUACAGGUACUGGACUCGCUUGGAGUUGGAAUGAGCCGAAGUGACCUCACUAACAUGUUACAAGGACUUGACCAGCAUCUAAAAAUCGCAUGCGAGAUGCCGGAGUUUAAGAGAGGUGAUAGGUGGCAAGACCUCGAUGUUACGGAUUGGAAAGUCGUGGAACAGCUCAAAGAGCCAAUGCAAACAGAUGGCACGUCAUGUGGAUUGUUUAUGUUAAACUUUAUGGAGUAUUGGACAUGAGAUAUUUUGUCUGAUCAGUUCACUCAGGAGGACAUGAAAGAAUUUCGACGAAAAUUAGCUGUCAUACUAUUGGAAACAGAACUUAAUACGUUAAAAGGAAGUCCAAGCUAUUAUGAGCCUGACAAUGAAGAAAAUGUAUCUGAUUCUGAUGUUGAGUUCCUGGGGGAUCGAAAGCGUAAGCGGCAAGAUUCACCCGAUAGAGCCAAAGACAAAAGCCCCCUUCCGAACCCUAUCAUCGCUGCCGCGGACCCGCAUGAUUUAGUUGACGAACUAUGCAACCACAUCAUGUCAAUUAAUGAUGCUGAUUCCCUGGAGAAGGAGUGGGUGCGAAGCUCUAAACCCCAUCCGAUAGGAUUAAGUCUCAGAAGGAUUCAAGGUAUACUCCACAAGGAUCAGCCGUUGGACAGUGAUUGUUUCAACAUGGCUAUACGUAUACUUGCACGUGACAAGGCCUUACUGCCAGUAGAUCCUCGAGUGCGCUUUAUGGAUCUACAAUUUUGUACGUCCGUGAUCGAGGCCGCCCUCGCUUCUGCACGAGAUUUAGAUUCACGGGUACAGCCAGAUAUUCAGGCGCUAGCAUCGUUGCUCCGUAGCUCGACUGAGAUAGACAACAUAUCAUCAUGCAAUUGGAUAUUGCUCCCUCAUGCAUUCCUUGGCCACUACAUCUUGUUCGCAAUCGACAAACAUUCACGUCAAGUAACUAUUUUGGACCCAAUAUUUCCGCCCUUAUCCCCAGAGAGAUAUGCGUUAAAAUUUCAGAGGGUUUCAUUCUACCUGAAUGAUGCACUCGAAUUAGCACAACCGGGUUGGAAGUCUGAUACAUUUGCCUGGCCACGUAAAUCACUACUUGAUGUUCCGAUGAGCCUAGACCGGAAUGAAUCUGGUUAUUUUGUUUUCAAUUAUAUGCUCUGGCAUGGUAACAAAUUUGUUCGUCCAAUUUACACGGAUGGUUAUGAGUUGAGAAAGAAUAUUUUGAUACACUUGCUCGAGUAUGAUGCGAAUGAAGCUGAAGACAAUAUCCCAUAUGAUGUACGAGAAAUUCUCAAGUGCCUCAAGUAGGAAGUUAAGAGAUGAUAAACUGGACUUGAUAUCUACGCAUUGGUUCACACUGUAGUUUUUUUUUAUCAAAAUUUAUUUUUCAUCUCCAAUGGAUUUGUUUGCUGCAUUUGCCAUAUGUUGUGGCUAUUUAUUUAUAGACAUGAAUUUUGCGAUGCAAUAUGUUUUGGAGACUGAAAAAAUUAAGCUCCGGCACAGCA
Messenger RNA from Triticum dicoccoides, 2458 nucleotides. RefSeq lists its product as uncharacterized. The transcript is spliced from 14 exons. NCBI's taxonomy places the organism in Eukaryota, Viridiplantae, Streptophyta, Magnoliopsida, Poales, Poaceae. The record is from RefSeq and is a predicted model, not a curated record. The coding region runs from base 1236 to 2261 and encodes 341 amino acids.